AUGUCAGUUGAAAUAGAGCCCGGCGAGCUCGGCUUCAAGCGCCCAUUCACUAAAGAAGUCACUGAGAUUCUCUACUUACGGAAUCCCAACAGCGACCCCGUUGCCUUCAAAGUCAAAACUACUGCCCCCAAACAUUAUUGUGUCCGCCCUAACUCCGGCCGCAUCGAGCCUGGGAAACAAGUUGAAGUCCAGGUUCUUCUCCAGGCGAUGAAAGAAGACCCUCCGCUUGACGCCAAAUGCCGCGAUAAGUUCCUUGUCCAGUCUGUUGCGGUCUCCGCCGAUAAGGAGUUCUCGAAUGUUGCCUCUAUUUGGCAGGAUGUUGAAAAGAAAUCCAAGUCUCUUAUUCAAGAGCGCAAAAUCCGAGUCAACUUCCUCCCAAGUGAUGACCUGCAUACCAAUGGAGUGGAGCCUGAUUCCGAGCCCCCGGCACAAUCUUCUCCCCAAGCACCUCAGUUUACUACCCCUGUUGUCCAGCGCACCACUGGUAGCAGUACCACACCCUCCAAAUCCGAGGACAUGAAGCAGGAAAGCCCGUCUGAGCCAUCAGCUGAGCCCAUCAACUCUUUUGGCAUGGCCUCUUCGUCUUCUCGCAUCGAGCCCUCGCAAUCAAGUGAUGACCUUCUGUCUUCCCAAUUGGCGGAAGCAAGACUGCAGAUCAAACAGCUACAACAGCAGAUAGCUGACAAUGAGGUGAGGCAGAGAAAGAAGCCCGUAGAAGGUGGUGAGGUUUCUACAAACCAAUCCUCUCUCAAGCAAGCGCAAGCUCCUGCUCAAUUGGCCGCAGCGGGUGGUGUACCUCUACAAGCUGUGGCUGGUCUCUGCCUUCUUAGCUUCCUGCUAGCAUACUUCUUCUUUUAG
Nannizzia gypsea CBS 118893 is the source of this 858-nucleotide messenger RNA. Its product is annotated as MSP domain-containing protein. The transcript is spliced from 7 exons. Gene Ontology annotation, molecular function: FFAT motif binding. The record is from RefSeq and is a predicted model, not a curated record. Lineage: Eukaryota; Fungi; Ascomycota; Eurotiomycetes; Onygenales; Arthrodermataceae. Gene Ontology annotation, biological process: endoplasmic reticulum membrane organization. Gene Ontology annotation, cellular component: plasma membrane; endoplasmic reticulum membrane. The coding region runs from base 1 to 858 and encodes 285 amino acids.